Molecule: messenger RNA, 1458 nt
Organism: Zootoca vivipara (common lizard)
Lineage: Eukaryota; Metazoa; Chordata; Lepidosauria; Squamata; Lacertidae
Gene: SP8
Product: Sp8 transcription factor
Biological process (GO): regulation of transcription by RNA polymerase II
Molecular function (GO): DNA-binding transcription factor activity, RNA polymerase II-specific; RNA polymerase II cis-regulatory region sequence-specific DNA binding
Source: RefSeq, a predicted model, not a curated record
AUGGCAACUUCACUUCUAGGGGAAGAACCGCGCCUGGGCUCCACUCCGCUGGCCAUGCUCGCCGCCACCUGCAACAAGAUCGGCAGCCCCAGCCCGUCGCCGUCGGCGCUGUCGGACAGCGCGUCUCCCUUCGCCAAAGGCUUCCACCCGUGGAAACGCUCGUCGUCGUCGUCGGGCAGCUGCAACGUCGUGGGCUCCAGCCUAGCUGGCGUCGGCGUGUCCGCCUCGGCCCGCAACGGCUCUUCAGCUCACGCCGCAGCUGCGGCCGCAGCAGCGGCGGCGGCGGCCGCGCUCGUCUCGGACUCGUUCAGCUGCGGCGGAUCGCCGGGAUCCAGCGCCUUCUCGCUCACGUCCAGCGGCGCCGCGGCAGCCGGGUCGCCCUUCGCCAACGACUACUCCGUCUUCCAGGCGCCCGGGCCGUCGGGGGGCGGCGGCGGCGGAGGGGGCGGCAGCGGCGGCGGCGGAGGGGCGCAGGACGCGCACCAGCCGGUCUUCAUCUCCAAGGUGCACACGUCGGUGGACGGCCUGCAGGGCAUUUACCCCCGCGUGGGCAUGGCGCACCCGUACGAGUCGUGGUUCAAGCCUUCGCACCCCGGCGACGCGGGGGCCUCCAGCUGGUGGGACGUGGGCGCCGGCUGGCUCGACGUGCAGAACCCCAACGGGGUCCACCCGGCCGCCGCGGGCCUCCCCGCCGGCUCCCUGCACUCUCCUCUGGGCGCCUACAACUCGGAUUACUCGGGCCUGGCGGGCCACUCGGCCUUCAGCAGCGGCGCGGCCUCGACGCACCUCCUGAGCCCCGCCGGGCAGCACCUAAUGGACGGAUUUAAGCCCGUGCUGCCGGGCUCGUACCCGGAGCCGUCGCCGUCGCCUCUGACGGCGGGAGCGGGAGGCUCCAUGCUGGGCGCGGGCCCCUCCGCGCCGCUAGGCGGCUCCCCGCGCUCUUCGGCGCGCCGCUACUCGGGUCGCGCCACUUGCGACUGCCCCAACUGCCAGGAGGCCGAGCGCCUAGGUCCCGCCGGCGCCAGCCUGAGGAGGAAAGGCUUGCACAGCUGCCACAUCCCCGGCUGCGGCAAGGUGUACGGCAAGACGUCGCACCUCAAGGCUCACCUGCGCUGGCACACGGGCGAGAGGCCGUUCGUGUGCAACUGGCUCUUCUGCGGCAAGCGCUUCACGCGCUCGGACGAGCUGCAGCGCCACCUGCGCACGCACACGGGCGAGAAGCGCUUCGCCUGCCCGGUCUGCAACAAGCGCUUCAUGCGCAGCGACCACCUCAGCAAGCACGUCAAGACCCACAGCGGAGGCGGCGUGGGAGGAGGCGGCGGCGGAGGCGGCGGCUCGGGAGGCGGAAAGAAAGGCAGCGACACCGACAGCGAGCACAGCGCCCCCGGCAGCCCGCCGUGCCACUCCCCGGAGCUGCUGCAGGCCUCCGAGCCCGGCCACCGGAACGGCCUGGAAUGA